AUGAUAAUAUUGCGAUCCAUUCUUGUAGCAUGUCUCACGACUUGCACAGCCGUAGCGCAAACGAGUAUGACGGGAACCUUGGAGGCCAAUCCUGAAAUGACUCGCUUCAUGUUCUUUUUGAAUCGAAUUGGUUUGAGUCCGGGCGACGGAAACAUUGUCUUUGCACCCGUGAAUGAAGCCUGGAACGAUUUGGACGAGAAAUCGCAUCCACAGAACGAAGUUUGGGAAAAGUACCGAGACCAACCCGAAUUCAUUAUGCAUCUGAAGCAUGUCAUUACGGAGCAUGUCUUGCUUGGUGACGAAGUCGGUGUGGGCCUCACCGUGGGAGAAAUUUGGGACAAUGCUCGCAAAGAUCUUAAAACGACUUCGGCCAGCGUGGGAAAUGCCACCAUUACCCAGAAUCCAAAAUUGAUUGAAGACGUUCCGGCCAGUGCCGUCAUAUCGGCAAACAUUGAAACGACCAAUGGCUACAUUCACGCCUUGUCGCAAGUCAUUUGGCCACGCUAUUUGGCAGAUGGGAUUGUCAAUCAACUCUUUGAUGAUCGUUCGUGGAAGUAUGCCUUUACUACCAUGGCCAAUCUUAUUCUUCAUACCGGGUUGGAAGACAAGAUUGAUGAUAUUUACGACCACGGGCUUACUUUGUUGGUACCCCCCAAUCGUCGGUUCAAUCGUGGCGAAAUUGAUCUGCCUGUAUUGUUGACCAAUGAAAUGUUUGGGUACUGCAAGGAACUCGUCCUUUCGCACAUGGUCGAUUACAUCCAUCAUUCGCAAUCCAUCUUUGCCAAGGAAGAGACCCAAUAUCUAUUGAUAUCAGAGCGAAAGACUCAUUUGUGGGUGGCCACGACAGAGAAUCAAAUUCGAUUCCAAUCCGAAUUGGUCUUGUUGUUUGAUCAACCAUCCCGUGGGGGUCUCUGGCACGCCAUUGACAUGCCCCUCAAGCCACCUUCCAUUCGAGACUUUACCGAUUUUACAUGGAAGUCGACCGAUCAAGAUACCAGUGAUUGUAUGAAGGUCUUUAUCAAUAGUUUGGUCGAUUCCCGACGACUCUCGGAAGAAAUGGGCGUCAAACUUACCAUGUUUUGUCCAUCCGGGGCAGCCUUUAAGCAAUUCAACAAUGAAGAUUAUCAACGACUGCUCGAACCAGAAUGGAGACGUCAUUGUACCGAAUUCCUAAUGAACAUGAUCACGGAGGGGUACCAUACAAGAGCCGAAUUGGUCGCCAAGGCACCAUCGACCAUUACCUUUUUGAAUGGCGCUACUUACGAUUUGAGACGUACCGGAGAUGCCGUCCGUAUCAAGAAUGGACCUGGAGAACAAGCCCGAUCGUACUUUGGAGACCUGAUUGCCACGGAUGGCUAUUUGCACAUGACGGAUCGGGUCAUUUCUCCCACGGCCGUCACAAGGUCCGUCUACGAUCAGACCAAGGAAAAUCCCGAUUAUUCCCUCGUGACGGAAAAUAUCGAUUUUGUCGAUAUGCAAGACAUGAUCGAUCGGGAUUUGCCCAUUACCUUCUUGGCCCCGUAUGAUCGAGCAUGGUGGAGAGUCCGCUUCGCCACCAUUGACGGUGAAGCAAUCAUCAACCGACACAUUUUCCGUGGAUUGUAUUUCUGCGAUGUCAUUGCCAACAUGACCGAAAUUACCUCGGUGGAAGGCGAUGUCCAUGCAGUCACCUUGAGAGGUGACAAUCAAGAGAAUUUGUUCAUUGGGGAUGCCUUUGUCUUUGAUUGUGAUAUUCUUGCCAGAAAUGGUGUCUUGCAUCACAUUGAUCGUGUCUUGGACAUGGAGUAUCCCACCGAAGCACCCACCACGUCGCCGGCUCCUACCGGAACACCGGUGCCCAGUCUCUCCUUCCAACCCAGUACCAAUCCUGCGGGACCACCACCCACUGUCUCCUUCGCCAACAUUAAUUUCCAAAAUGGUUACGUCCGACCGACCAAUCCUCCCAACUUUUAUCAACCAUUCUUCAGCGGGGCUCCUACUGUGGCACUUACUCUGUCCAACAAGAUUAUGGCAACUGGAGUUACCUUGAUGGUGUCCGCCAUGCUGAUGAUGCUAUAA
Molecule: messenger RNA, 2058 nt
Organism: Cylindrotheca closterium
Lineage: Eukaryota; Bacillariophyta; Bacillariophyceae; Bacillariales; Bacillariaceae
Source: the annotation of a GenBank genome assembly